AUAUCAGGGCUGCCUUCGAUUCGUUGGACAGAACUGUUCUCUGGGAUUGUAUGGUGUUUGAAUGAACUAAUAACUCCUUUGUACUUGUUGAAUGUUUGAUUUCGAAUUCUAAAUACAGUACAUUCGUUAGUGCUUGUGUAGUACUUCUUGAUUCAAUUGCGUUAUCCCUGAGAUUCUUAGUCCAUACUAUAAUUCAAUUACUUCUAAUUAUCAUAUUGGUGUCGCGAUGGGGCCUGCGAUGGAACAGUUAGAUAUUCAUUCAACCCCUGAAGCUUUUGAAGAUUAUUUGGAAAGGUUUGAAAUCUGGAGCAUGACCAAGAAAGAUGAUGAGGAUAUUAAUAUUGUGGCACAUUUUCUUACAUUCAUUGGAAAAGAAGCAUAUGGCUUAUUAAAAAUUUUGGCUUCACCGGAAAAGCCCAUUUCUCUUCCUUAUACAACUCUCAAGGAACUACUUCUAGACUAUGCUAAGUAUACAAAUUUCGAAUGCGGUAAAGGGAGAUUUCGUAAAAUAAUUCAUGAGGAUAUAAAAAAUUCCACUACAUUACGUCGCCCGAUCCCAGUGCAUACUCAAGAUUAUGCAGAUAAUUCAUUUGGGAAUUGCGAUGCAGUUGACGAGGAUGGGCACAAGUUUGGUCAAUGUUUGUGCUGUGGCAGGUUCCACUCUUUUAAUUCAUGUAAAUUUCGUAAUUCUAAGUGCUUUAAAUGUGGUGAUGUUGGACAUAUUCAGUCAGUUUGUAAUAUUACUGUUCAUCUUGCUGCAACUAAUAUUAAGUCUUGUGAUUCUGAUUCUAUUAAGUUGAGUAUUUAUAAUGAUCAUUUAUCUUUAUCGACGAUUUCAAAAGACAGUUUAGAGUCAUAUAGCAGUUCAGAGUUAAAUGAAACUCAGAAUCCAUGCGAGGCAACAAUUCCUAAUCAAUCAACCCAUCAGAUUUCUCAUGUUAUUGUACCAGAUAUGAUUUUUCCUAAUGAUUCACAUGUUUCUGAUGAAAUUUCUCACAAAUCUGGUGAAAAUAUUUCGGUUGAACCUAAUCAUGAUCGAAAACCUGAUGUAGUUUUGAUUGAUGCUGAUUUUUCUAAUGAUCCUUUGCUCUGCAAUGACAUUCUUAAUAAAUUUGAGGAAACCAUUUCAGAAGAAUCAAAUCUUGAUGUCAUAUCAAAUAUUACUUGUCCUCACAAUGCAUUUGUUUCUUGUGGGAAACUUGUUGAGUGCGAAGCACGAGUAUUAAAUGAGCUCGAUUCUGAUUACAAUUCAGAUAAUUCCAUAUCAACUGUUGUUUGUCCUUAUCAUAAAUUCACUUCCAAUGUUUACUGUAGUCAAAUUGAGAAAGAUGUUUUAAAUGAAGCCACAUUAUUCAUAACUUGGGGAUAUGAAGAUCCGACAUUAUUUCGUGGGGGAGGAUAGUCUAUGGUUCAUAUCCUAGGUAGUAGUUCCAGUAUUCAACCGGCAUGGUGAUUGUUCACAAUCCCAGAAAUCAAGUGAGUCUGUUCCGAUUUCAGUUGUUAAUUCUAAUACUAAUGAGUGCAUUCUAGAUAAUACAGAGUCUUUAUCCAAUACAUUGUCGGACAGACACAGUAUGAACUUGAAAAGAAGACGUUCAAUUGAUUACAGGCACUUAGACUCUAAUUUAAGCUGUGGCGGAUAUGGUGUUUGAAUGAACUAAUAACUCCUUUGUACUUGUUGAAUGUUUGAUUUCGAAUUCUAAAUACAGUACAUUCGUUAGUG
This is a messenger RNA of Schistosoma spindalis, 1723 nucleotides long. Lineage: Eukaryota; Metazoa; Platyhelminthes; Trematoda; Strigeidida; Schistosomatidae. The record is from the annotation of a GenBank genome assembly.